AUGUCUUCACACAAGACUUUCAGAAUCAAGAGAUUUUUUGCAAGGAAGCAGAAGCCAAAUUGUCCAAAUUCUCAGUGGCUAGAAACUGGAAACAAAAUUAAAUACGACUCAAAGAGGAGAGCCUGGAGGAGGUGUGACUUGAUUUUAUAA
Molecule: messenger RNA, 150 nt
Organism: Sarcophilus harrisii (Tasmanian devil)
Lineage: Eukaryota; Metazoa; Chordata; Mammalia; Dasyuromorphia; Dasyuridae
Product: 60S ribosomal protein L39-like
Exons: 3
Coding region: 1-150 (49 amino acids)
Biological process (GO): translation
Cellular component (GO): ribosome; cytosolic large ribosomal subunit
Molecular function (GO): structural constituent of ribosome
Source: RefSeq, a predicted model, not a curated record